AUGACAGCAAAACAACCAGCCAGCGCCGAGGCCUCUGCCGAUGUCUACGAAGAGUACAUCCAUGGAGUCCUCCGAGAGCAAUAUGGUCGAGAGGUCGUCGAGAUAACGCCUCUUCGACACCACAAUGCUCGAGUUUACGAGCUUCAUAUCAAUCCCGGGACACAAGACACCGCGGCCGUGCCAAAGAAGCCCGGCGUGGCCCCUCUGCCUGCGCAGACCACGAGGCUCAUCAUGCGCUUCUCCGACCCAGCAUCGAUGCUGAACGAGGAAGUCAGGGUUCAGAACGAGGUGGCAAUCAUGUCGCUCAUGCGCGAGGCCCUGGGCCCGGCCGACCCCUCGCUCGUUCCUGAAGUCUACGGUUGGGAGCCGUUCUCGAAGGGGAAGGGAUGGACUCUGAUCGAGUUCAAACAGGGCGUGCCGCUCGCUGGCAAGUUUGCCGGGAUGGACCCGGACGUGAAGCGCGAGGUGCUCGCACAGGUUGCCGAGGUGUUCAAGCACAUCCAGUCGUUCAAGCUGCCGGACUCCGUCAAGACCUACGGCGGCCUCAACUUCUCUGACGGGGGCGGGCUCGUCGGCGGCCCGACGCCCAUUGCGGGCGGUGGUCCUUGCAACUCGCUCUCUGACCUCUACGCAGAGUACUUCCAGACGCAGAUUGCCUUCGCCGACAAGUGUGACGUUGUCCGAGGGUGGAAGGACUCUGAGCUGCGAGCCAGACUGGAGAGAUUCGGCAAAGAGGGGCUGAAGUCGCUUGUUGCACGGGUUGAUGCGCGACUAACGCUGGUGCAUGGAGACCUUGACGGCCACAACAUCUUGUUCGACGAGGGGACCAACAAGUUGACGGCGUUGCUGGACUACGACUUCGGCCACGUCGGCUCCCAGGCCGAUGAGUACUUCUACUCGUUCCCCAGCAUACACGGUCUUCUGAUCCCGCCCUUUCUCGACGACCCAGAGGAGGUCCAUCUCCGGCAAUGCCUCCUCGACGGGUUUGGCCCGGAGGACGCCGAGCGGACGUGCGCGUCGAUCGCCUGGGCGACGGCCGUCGCGAGAGACGACGAGUUCGCCAAGGCGGGCGUCGAGAGGCCCGCCGACAUCGGGGGCAUCGACGCGCUGUCGGCCGUGUUUUGGUUCAUACAGAACAUCAGCCCGCCCAUGUUCUUUUUGGAGCGGUGGAGGUCCAGAGCGACGCCGGAUCGGGUCGAGGCGGUGAAGAGGGAAGCGAGGGACAACUUGGAGAGGAACCUCGACGCGUGGGGGGUUUAG
Colletotrichum higginsianum IMI 349063 is the source of this 1260-nucleotide messenger RNA. Its product is annotated as Phosphotransferase enzyme family protein. The transcript has 3 exons. The record is from RefSeq and is a predicted model, not a curated record. Bases 1 to 1260 code for a protein of 419 amino acids. Lineage: Eukaryota; Fungi; Ascomycota; Sordariomycetes; Glomerellales; Glomerellaceae.